Messenger RNA from Poecilia latipinna (sailfin molly), 2997 nucleotides. RefSeq names its product semaphorin-5B-like. Gene Ontology annotation, biological process: axon guidance; semaphorin-plexin signaling pathway; positive regulation of cell migration. Gene Ontology annotation, cellular component: plasma membrane. NCBI's taxonomy places the organism in Eukaryota, Metazoa, Chordata, Actinopteri, Cyprinodontiformes, Poeciliidae. Gene Ontology annotation, molecular function: chemorepellent activity; semaphorin receptor binding. The record is from RefSeq and is a predicted model, not a curated record. The annotation marks the transcript as partial. The transcript is spliced from 19 exons.
AGCCCGGUGGUUUCGCCCGGCGGAGGAGCAGAGAGCGCAGUUGUCGGCUGCAGGUCUCUCGGAGAGGAACGCGCAGUGGCUGAGGAAACAACACGUAGAACCUGUUUCUAUUCUGGCUCCGCUGCAGAAAAAAUCAAUCUGAAAAGGACAGACGGACCCUCUCAGCCCCCAGACCCCACACCCCAGUGAUGCUUAGCCGCUUUUUCCCAGAGGCCCACCUUGGCAGUUAGAAGAGAGGUCAUCACCAUGACAGCGUCCUCACAGGACUCCAACCCCUCGUUUCUGGCUGGCCUCUUCCUCCUCCUCCUCUUCCCAGCUGUUUGCACGCAGAACUCGGCGGUCCCGACGAGCCCGACCACGCCUCUGUUCGACCCGCUCACCCAGCCUGAGUGCACAAAGAAAGAACAUCCAAAGGUUUCCAUCCAAGCGCUCAGCCCGUGGAUCUCCGCGUUCUCCCACCCCGGCGUGAGAGACUACUCGCAGCUCACCCUUGACCUGACUAGGGAUGAGCUUAUUGUGGGUGCCAGAAACUACCUUUUCAGACUGGAUCUCCGUAACCUCUCGCUAAUACAGGCGACAGAGUGGGCACCGGAUGAGGAAACCAGGAAGUCGUGUCAGAGCAAAGGCAAAACAGAGAUGGAGUGCCAGAAUUACAUCAGAGUCCUGCUGGUGAACAAGACCGAGGUCAUGACCUGCGGGACCAAUGCUUUCCAGCCGCUAUGCAUCAGCAGAGAGGUGGGCAACAUCAGCAGAGUGCUGGAGCGCGUAAACGGCGUGGCGCGCUGCCCGUACGACCCUCGCCACAACUCCACGGCGGUGGUAACCGAAAGCGGGGAGCUCUACGCCGCCACCGUCAUCGACUUCUCGGGUCGCGACCCCGUCAUCUACAGGAGCCUGGGCGGCAUGCCGCCGCUGCGCACUGCCCAGUACAACUCCAAGUGGCUCAACGAGCCCCACUUCAUCUCCGCCUAUGACAUCGGCCUCUUCACCUUCUUCUUCCUGAGGGAGAACGCGGUGGAGCACGACUGCGGCAAGACGGUGUACUCCCGCGUGGCCCGGGUGUGCAAGAACGACAUCGGCGGGCGCUUCCUGCUGGAGGACACCUGGACCACGUUCAUGAAGGCGCGGCUCAACUGCUCCCGGUCCGGAGAGAUCCCCUUCUACUACAACGAGCUGCAGAGCACCUUCUACCUCCCCGAGCAAGACCUCAUCUACGGCAUCUUCACCACCAAUGUCAACAGCAUCGCAGCCUCCGCAGUGUGUGCCUUCAACCUGAGCGCCAUCACCCAAACCUUCAACGGGCCUUUCCGCUCCCAGGAGAAUCCCCGCUCCACCUGGCUCCCCACGCCCAACCCCAUCCACAACUUCCAGUGUGGCACCAUAAACGACAAAGGUCCCAACGAGGGUUUGACGGAGCGCAGCCUUCAGGACGCGCAGCGGCUCUACCUGAUGAACGACGUGGUGCAGCCAGAGUCCGUGGAUCCUCUCGUCAUGCAGGACGACGUCCGCUUCUCGAACCUGGUCGUGGACAUCGUCCAGGGCAUGGACACCCUUUUCCACGUCAUGUACAUCAGCACAGAAUAUGGCACCAUCCUAAAGGCUCUGGCCACGCCCAACAAAAACCUGCAGGGUUGCUACCUGGAGGAGAUGGAGCUGCAUCCAGCCGGUGUCCGAGAGCCGAUCCUGAGCCUUCAGAUCCUGCACAGCGACAGGUCGCUCUUCGUUGGCCUUAAAGACAGAGUCCUGAAGAUCCCCCUCGAGAGGUGUUCCUCCUACAGAACUGAGACGCUCUGCUUGGAGGCCAGGGACCCGUACUGCGGCUGGGACUUCAGGCAGCGCAAAUGCACGACGCUGGAGGAAAGCUCCAACAUGAGCCAGUGGAAACAGAACAUCACCGUUUGUCCGCUGCGGAACCAGACCAUCGACGGCCGCUUCGGGUCCUGGACGCCGUGGCACCCCUGCAGCAACGAAGACGCCCUGGACGGCGUGAGCUCCUGUUUGUGUCGCUCCAGAUCCUGCGACAGCCCCGCCCCUCGGUGCGGCGGCAAAACCUGCGCAGGGCCAACCAUUGAAGUCUCAAACUGCUCCAGAAACGGAGGCUGGACACCGUGGUCGUCGUGGGGACAGUGCAGCACGACCUGCGGCACAGGCUUCGAGCUGCGCCAGCGCUCGUGUAACAACCCGUCACCCCGGCACGGCGGACGCGUGUGCGUGGGGCCCACCAGGGACGAACGGUUCUGCAACGAGGGCGUGUCGUGUCCUCAGCCCAUUUUCUGGACGCCGUGGGCCUCGUGGACCAAGUGCAGCACAGAGUGCGGCGGAGGCGUCCAUUCCAGGGUCAGGUCCUGUGAGAACGGCAACAGCUGUCCAGGAUGUGCACUGGAGUACAAGGCCUGCAACCUGGAGGCAUGUCCAGAGGUGAAGAGGAACACGCCUUGGACGCCCUGGAUGCCGGUCAACGUGACCCAGGGCGGGGCCCGCCAGGAGCAGAGGAUGCGCUACAUGUGCCGGGCCCACCUGGCCGACCCCCACGAGCUGCAGAUCGGACGGAGGAAGGUGGAGACGCGCUUCUGUCCAAAUGACGGGACGGUGGUCUGCGAUACGGACAGCCUGGUGGAGGAGUUGCUAAAAAUGCCAGUGGUGAGAACGGCGGGGACGAGCUGGUCGUCGUGGGAGACCUGGUCCAGCUGCUCUCAGAGUUGUGCCAAAGGUUACCGCACCCGUCGGCGGACCUGUUCCGGGCCGGAGGGGAAGAGCGCCCCCGUGGCGUGUCGUGGUUCCCCUGUGGAAUACCAGGACUGUAAUGUGCAGGCAUGUCCCGUGAAAGGUGCGUGGUCCUGCUGGUCUCCCUGGUCUCAGUGCUCAGUGGGCUGCGGCAGCGGCCACUACCAGCGGACACGCUCCUGUAACAGCCCCGCCCCCGCCAACGGAGGAGACAUCUGCAUAGGCCUGCACACCGAGGAGGCCCUGUGCAACACACACACCUGUGACGGUAAG